AUGGCGCCACCGCAUUUUCUACUGGUAACGUUCCCGGCGCAGGGUCACGUGAACCCAUCCCUCCGUUUCGCUCGUCGGCUCAUAAAAGUUACCGGCGCACGUGUGACUUUGGCCACGUGUAUCUCCGUCUUCCACUGCUCAAUAAUCCCAAACCCCAACAACAUCGACAAUCUCUCUUUCCUUACUUUCUCCGACGGAUUCGACGACGGAGUCAUCUCCAACACCGACGACGUCCAAAACCGGUUGCUGAACCUCAACCGCAACGGCGAUAAAACGCUCUCGGAGUUCAUCGAAGCUAAUCGAAACGGAGACUCUCCCGUGACUUGCUUGAUCUACACGAUUCUUCCCAAUUGGGUUCCGAAACUGGCGCGUAGGUAUCACCUCCCUGCUGCUCUUCUCUGGAUCCAACCCGCUUUGGCCUUCAACGUUUAUUACAAUCACUCCACCGGAAACAAUUCCGGUUUCGAGUUCCCGAAUCUUCCCACACUCGCAAUCCGUGAUCUUCCUUCUUUCCUCUCACCAUCUAACACGAACAAAACCGCACAAGCUGUAUAUCUUGAAUUGAUGGAGUUUCUCAAAGAAGAAUCCAAUCCCAUAGUUCUCGUCAACACAUUCGAUUCGCUGGAGCCAGAGGCCUUAAAAGCUAUCCCGAAUAUCGAAAUGGUUGCAGUUGGUCCUUUGCUUCCUCCAGAUGUUUUCACAGGAAGCGAAUUAGUUAAAGAUCAAAGUAGUAUUAAACUUUGGCUAGACUCGAAAACAGAGUCCUCUGUUAUUUACGUUUCUUUUGGAACAAUGGUUGAGCUUUCGAAGAAACAGAUUGGGGAACUAGCGAGAGCUCUCAUAGAAGGGAAAAGACCAUUCUUGUGGGUCAUCACUGAUAAAUUAAACAGAGAAGCGAAGACACAGGGAGAGGACGAGACAGAGAUUGAGAAGAUUGCCGGUUUCAGACACGAGCUUGAAGAGGUUGGUAUGAUUGUGUCUUGGUGUUCGCAGGUGGAGGUUUUAAGACAUCGAGCCGUAGGUUGUUUUGUGACUCAUUGUGGGUGGAGCUCGACGCUUGAAAGUUUGGUUCUAGGCGUUCCGGUGGUGGCGUUUCCGAUGUGGUCGGAUCAACCGACGAACGCGAAGCUUCUAGAGGAUUCAUGGAGGACAGGUGUGAGGGUGAGAGAGAACGAGGAAGGUUUAGUGGAGGCAGGAGAGAUAAGGCGGUGUUUGAAAGCAGUGAUGGAGGAGAACGCUGAGGAGCUGAGUGUAAACGCUGAGAAGUGGAAGCGUUUAGCGGUUGAAGCGGUUUCACGGCGAAUUCUUCAUCGAUCUGUAACCUUAACCAUGUCGGAGAUGGCGACUAUGGAUCCGGAAGGAAUCGACGGAGUCCGUAUGACGUGGAACGUCUGGCCUCGCAACAAGGUUGAAGCGAGCAAGUGUGUGAUCCCUGUCGCGGCUUGUAUCUCACCGAUCCGUUACCACCGUGAUAUCCAAUCCGUGCCUUAUGCUCCUCUCCGUUGCCGCACUUGCUCCGCCGCACUCAACCCUUUUGCUCGCGUUGAUUUCACCGCCAAGAUCUGGAUCUGCCCAAUCUGUUUCCAGCGGAACCACUUCCCGCCUCACUACCACGUCAUCUCCGAGACCAAUCUCCCUUGCGAGCUGUAUCCGCAGUACACCACCGUCGAAUACACUAUGCCCAGCCCUUCCCAGCCCACUGGUGUCGGCAAUUAUGAUCAGAGUGGUGCUGUUUCCGGCCAGCCAUCGCCUUCGGUCUUCGUUUUUGUUCUGGAUACGUGCAUGAUCGAGGAGGAGUUUGGGUACGCCAAAUCCGCGCUCAAGCAGGCGAUCGGCUUGCUUCCGGAGAAUGCACUUGUUGGGUUCGUCUCCUUUGGGACGCAGGCGCACGUCCACGAGCUAGGGUUUUCUGAUCUCACCAAAGUCUAUGUCUUCAGGGGAGAUAAGGAGAUCUCCAAGGAUCAGAUUCUGGAGCAGUUAGGGCUCGGUGCCUCUGGGAGGCGAACCCCUGUUGGUGGGUUUCCGAUGGGGAGGGACAUUUCCGGCAAUUCUGGUGUUAAUAGAUUCUUGUUGCCAGCCUCCGAGUGUGAAUUCACGAUUGAUUCGCUGUUGGAUGAGCUACACACGGAUCAGUGGCCUGUUCAGCCUGGAAGUCGCCAGUCGCGGUGCACGGGAGUGGCUUUGAGUGUGGCCACUGGACUGCUUGGAGCUUGUUUCCCUGGAACUGGGGCUAGAAUCGUUGCUUUAAUUGGAGGACCAUGCUCUGAGGGACCAGGCACGAUUGUUUCAAAGGAUCUAUCAGAACCUCUGCGUUCACAUAAAGACCUCGACAAAGAUGCGGCUCCGUUCUAUAAGAAAGCAGAGAAAUUCUAUGAUGGUCUAGCAAACCAGUUGGUUAACCAAGGACAUGUACUGGACCUUUUUGCAUCCGCACUUGAUCAGGUUGGUGUUGCUGAAAUGAAAGCUGCGGUUGAAAGAACUGGAGGACUUGUUGUUUUAUCAGAAAGUUUCGGCCAUUCUGUAUUUAAGGAAUCUUUUAAACGAGUUUUUGAAGAUGGCGAGCAGUCUCUCGGUCUUUGUUUCAAUGGUACACUUGAGAUCAACUGUUCGAAGGACAUAAAAAUCCAAGGGAUUAUUGGCCCUUGCGCGUCAAUGCAAAAGAAAGGACCUAGCGUUGCUGAUACAGUUAUAGGGGAGGGGAAUACUAUAGCAUGGAAGAUGUGUGGCCUCGACAAAAGUACUUGUCUGACUGUCUUCUUUGACCUUUCUUCUAGUGAUCAGUCGAAUAAUCCUGGAGGUGUAAAUUCCCAGCUAUAUAUACAGUUUCUGACAAGCUACCAAAAUCCAGAAGGUAAAACGUUACUUCGAGUUACUACUGUUACCAGACAAUGGGUAGAUACUGCUCUUAACACAGAGGAAUUGGUGCAAGGGUUUGAUCAAGAAACUGCGGCUGUGGUAGUGGCGAGAUUAGCUUCCUUGAAAAUGGAAACAGAGGAGGGGUUUGAUGCUACGCGAUGGCUGGACCGGAACCUUAUUCGUCUUUGUUCUAAAUUUGGUGAUUACCGGAAGGAUGAUCCUGCUUCAUUUACUCUAAAUCCAAACUUUUCACUAUUCCCUCAGUUUACGUUUAAUCUCCGACGAUCACAGUUUGUGCAGGUGUUCAACAAUAGUCCAGACGAAACUGCCUACAGCCGCAUGCUAUUGAACCGAGAAAAUAUUUCAAACGCAGCCGUUAUGAUUCAGCCAUCUCUAACAACAUAUUCGUUCAACUCACUACCUCAACCUGCAUUGUUGGAUGUUGCUUCCAUCGCUGCAGACCGUAUCCUCUUGUUGGAUUCUUACAUUAGUGUUGUCGUCUUCCAUGGGAUGACCAUAGCACAGUGGCGCAACAUGGGAUAUCAAAAUCAGCCUGAGCACCAGGCAUUUGCACAACUUUUGGAAGCCCCUCAAGAAGAUGCUCAGAUGAUCAUCCGUGAACGUUUCCCUGUACCGAGAUUGGUUGUAUGUGAUCAACAUGGAUCGCAGGCAAGAUUUUUGUUAGCGAAGCUAAAUCCGUCAGCGACAUACAACAACGCGAGCGAGAUGAAUGCAGGUUCUGAUAUAAUCUUCACGGAUGAUGUUAGUCUUCAAGUCUUCUUCCAACAUCUUCAGAAAUUGGCUGUUCAAUCUUGAAACCACAGAGAUUGAGAGAAGUCUGAGACCGAAUCCCAGCAAUUCAAAUAAAGAAGAUGCAGCGAUCGCUCACCAGAAUGUCUCGGUGUCUUAGUUUUUUUAUACACACACAUGACAAGACUAUGCUUUUGUUUAUUUUAACUGAGAUUUUUGUUUAUCAUAGUUACUUCACCAAAUUUUGUAGUUUUAUUUGGUCAGUAUUGUUAUUUCAAUGUUUUAAUUAUUAAUCCGUUAAUAAAUGAUCAUGAUGACAUUCAUUUAGCGUCGUC
Thlaspi arvense is the source of this 3941-nucleotide messenger RNA. The record is from the annotation of a GenBank genome assembly. NCBI's taxonomy places the organism in Eukaryota, Viridiplantae, Streptophyta, Magnoliopsida, Brassicales, Brassicaceae.